AUGCUCAGCUGGAGACCUACAGUUGAUGACAGUGAGAUUAUCAAACAAGCCUUUAUAUCUCAAGAAGUCGACGAACCAGCAGCAAACAUAAUGUUGGCAUCUAUCUCGGACUCAACCAUCAAACAGUAUAGCAACACCUACAAGUUAUGGUCCAAAUACUGUGCAGAAAACAAUUUGGAUGUCUUCAGAGCGCCAGUCAUAAAGGUAAUACAAUUUCAACAAGAAUUAUUUUUCAAAAGAAACCAUCUCUACAUUCAACAGCCAUAG
Molecule: messenger RNA, 267 nt
Organism: Acanthoscelides obtectus
Lineage: Eukaryota; Metazoa; Arthropoda; Insecta; Coleoptera; Chrysomelidae
Source: the annotation of a GenBank genome assembly